AUGCCGAGGUCGUGCUGCCGCCGCUCGGGGGCCCUGCUGCUUGCCUUGUUGCUGCAGGCCUCCACGGAAGUGCACGGCUGGUGCCUGGAGAGCAGCCAGUGUCAGGACCUCACCACGGAAAGUAACCUGCUGGCCUGCAUCCGGGCCUGCCAGCCCGACCUCUCGGCGGAGACGCCCGCGUUCCCCCGCGACGGCGAGGAGCAGCCCCUGACCGAGAACCCCCGGAAGUACGUCAUGGGCCACUUCCGCUGGGACCGCUUCGGCCGCCCGAAUGGCAGUAGCUGGUCAGGCGCGGGCCAGAAGCGGGAGGAGGAGGUGGUGGCGGCGGGCGAUGGCGCCGAGGCGGGCCCGCGCGAGGGCAAGCGCUCCUACUCCAUGGAGCACUUCCGCUGGGGCAAGCCGGUGGGCAAGAAGCGGCGCCCGGUGAAGGUGUAUCCCAAUGGCGCCGACGACGAGUCGGCCGAGGCCUUCCCCCUCGAGUUCAAGAGGGAGCAGGCGGGGCCGCGGCGCGAGCCGGCGCUGAGCCCCGAGCGCCCGGCCGAGGGCGCGGCGGCCCGGGCCGGCCCGGAGUACGGCCUGGGGACGGAGCCCGGGGCCGAGGCGGCGGCGGUGAAGGAGGACGGGGGGCCCUAUAAGAUGGAGCACUUCCGCUGGGGCAGCCCGCCCAAGGGCAAGCGCUACGGCGGCUUCAUGACCUCCGAGAAGAGCCAGACGCCCCUGGUGACGCUGUUCAGAAACGCCAUCAUCAAGAACGCCCACAAGAAGGGCCAGUGAGGGCGGAGCGGGACAAGGGGCUUCUCGCCCUGGGAAGUCGACCCCAAAGCCCCCUCUUCUGCCCUGCCUGCCCACCUCCCGCUACUGGCCGGGCUGUGGGAGCGGCCUAUGUUCAGCUGGUUAAAGCUGUAUGUAGUUAGGAAAUAAAACCUUUCAAGAUGCA
Molecule: messenger RNA, 937 nt
Organism: Pteronotus mesoamericanus
Lineage: Eukaryota; Metazoa; Chordata; Mammalia; Chiroptera; Mormoopidae
Gene: POMC
Product: proopiomelanocortin
Exons: 2
Coding region: 1-774 (257 amino acids)
Biological process (GO): regulation of corticosterone secretion
Cellular component (GO): secretory granule; extracellular region
Molecular function (GO): G protein-coupled receptor binding; hormone activity
Source: RefSeq, a predicted model, not a curated record